Molecule: messenger RNA, 1842 nt
Organism: Entamoeba invadens IP1
Lineage: Eukaryota; Evosea; Mastigamoebida; Endamoebidae
Product: chitin binding lectin, putative
Exons: 1
Coding region: 1-1842 (613 amino acids)
Source: RefSeq, a predicted model, not a curated record
AUGAAAAUCACUUUCAUUGUACUCUGCUUGCUGUGCCUUGCUUUAAGCUUGGCAUUUAACAAGACUGCUCAAAGAACUAAUUGCGAUGGGUUGGAUGUCGGAUUCUACUGCGUCGACCAAACAAAGUAUAAUUGGUGUUAUGGACAGAGCCUUUACAAAACAACGGACUGCCCAGCGGGACUCGUUUGUAAGUGCGGAUUUACCAUAUACAAUCCAUGUGCUUGGCCAUGGAGCGACUUGGCAAUUUGCGACGGUGAACCAGGGAAGUAUUUUGGGGAUACUCCCGUAGAGCCCGAGUCCUCUGAAGAACCAACUCCACCACAAGAAUCAUCAGACACGCCAAUUCCACCUAUACCAGAAUCAUCCGAAACACCUCUCCCACCAACACCAGAAAGCUCUGAUAAUCCAAUUCUUCCAGACUCGUCUAACGAAGAGCCUUAUGAUCCAGACUGGCCAGAUGUCGAAGCGGGUGUUUACUCCAUGACUCCAACAACCCAUUUACCUCUCGUCUUAAAGUUUGAGAAAAGCAAUUGGCAGAAACAGCUAAAGGAGGUUUUGAGUUACAAAGAUUACAACAAUAAGGACUUAUACAAACCAACAGACUCGACGUAUGAAUGCUCGCUUCACCCACCUGCCAAGUACGAUACAAACCCAACACAAAUUUGGAUAGGAAGACCAAGCGAAACAGUGACUUUCUCGUACACACCAGGCGUAGCUAUCAGGUUGCCAGACAAAUAUUAUGGUCUGUUUUUGGGAUACGCAAUGGACGCAUACGGACUCAACCCUGGAAUGUUAGUGGGACUUGGUGCAAAGGAAUCGUUCAGUUUCUCAAGAUUCGCAGCAAACGAUGACGGUUCGUACUUUAUUGUUGAGAAAGAGAACGAACACUACGACUGUUACUCUGCUUCGCAAAGAGGACUUUGCAGAGACGGAAAUUUGGACGGGCCGUUCCAGGUUGAGACAGGAGGAAUGGCAACAGAUGUUGCAAUUUUGCCGAACCGAUUCUAUAUUGGAGACGAAACAAUUCCAAAAGACAAGAGAAAGAUUUUGUACAUGUAUGACAACGAAGUUCUCACCAGCGCUGGCUUUAGAGAGUACCACGACUUUUUCACACUGACCCCGGGAAGAGCAUUCAUUUUGUCGUCACUUGAUUUCCAUUUCAGACACAACCUUGUAAUGCAAAUGAAAAAACUUGGACUUGGGGAAGCGAUGGCAAAGAGAAAGACAAGAGAGGCGAGAGACUCGCUUGAAUUUGCGACGGCGAUGUAUACAUACAACAGAGGAGUCUUUGACACACAACUGAUUUCAAUGUUAGGCACCUGCGAUGCCAAUAUGGACCCAUGUUUGGAUUGUAAGCUCGAUGGUUAUGGUGGACACUCCACAGACAUUAGAGUGGUGUGCAAAGCUGUAGACUCGGCGCCAGGUGAGGAGGUUUACGACUAUGACCUGAGCAAAGAAGAUGUCGAGUACUUUUUGGAAAUAUUAGAGUCUACAUUGCCUUUUGAUAACGUUGACUGGAAAACACUGAGAAACGACGUUGAUGAAGCGUAUGAUAUGCUAAAGACCGCAAGAGGUGGAAAGUACAUUUCGUUCAGAUACGAUUGGAGAUCGUUGCUCGCUGUUGUGCGUAUGCACUUGCCUGCAAUCGAGUAUUUCGUUGGUGACCAAGUCAAAUCCUUCCAGAAUUAUUGGGGAGAUAACCUGAAUGCGGAUCUUGGGCCUUACCAAAAUGUCAAAGAUUUUCCAUUUACAUUCUGUGCUACAGCUGGUGGAAGAAAAAAUUUGUGUAACGCAAAGUCAAGUUUCUUUGUCCAGCAUAUGAAUUACACAAUAAAUAAGUGA